This is a messenger RNA of Ilex paraguariensis (yerba mate), 499 nucleotides long. The record is from the annotation of a GenBank genome assembly. NCBI's taxonomy places the organism in Eukaryota, Viridiplantae, Streptophyta, Magnoliopsida, Aquifoliales, Aquifoliaceae.
AUGGGUGUCAAUGGGGAGCUUUACCGAUCAUGGAUUUAUGAGAAGGAUUUGCUUAGAGUUGUGGAUCGUGAACAUGUUUUUGCUUAUAUUGAUGAUCCUUGCAGUGCUACCUGCCCGUUAAUGCAAAAAUUAAGGCAAGUUCUAGUUGAACACACACUGACAAAUGGCGAUAAUGAGAAGAAUGUGAGCCCUUCGAUCUUCCAAAAGAUUGAAGCUUUCGAGGAUGAACUUAAGAUCCUAUUGCCAAAAGAGGUUGAGAGCACAAGAACUUUGAUCGAGAGCAGAAAUCCAGCAAUUCCUAAUCAAAUUAAGGAGUUCAGGUCUUAUCCAUUGUACAAGUUUGUGAGAGAAGAGCUGGGGACAGGAAAACUGACUGGAGAGAAGGUCCGAUCGCCGGGAGAGGAGUUUGACAAGGUGUUUACUGCAAUGUGCAAGGGGCUGAUCAUUGAUCCAUUGUUGGAUUGUCUCAAGAGCUGGAAUGGAGCCCCUCUUCCAAUAU